CCACACGUGUUUUACUUGCAGAUUUUGAAGGUUACAGGAGAAGCAGCGGCUGGGUUUUGAGUGCGCUAUCCGCAGCAGAGGGUCAGAGGAGCGGCGUGGUUGCGGUUAGAGGCCGGGGCUGAGCAGCACGGACACGGAGACAUGGAUCCCAUGAAGGCGCAGCAGCUGGCGGCGGAGCUGGAGGUGGAGAUGAUGGCUGACAUGUACAACCGAAUGACAAACGCCUGUCACAGGAAGUGCGUCCCGCCACACUACAAGGAAGCAGAGCUGACGAAGGGCGAGUCGGUUUGUCUGGACCGCUGCGUGGCCAAGUACCUGGACCUUCACGAGAGACUGGGACGUAAGCUCACAGAGCUCUCAGUGCAGGACGAGGAAAUGAUGAGGAAAGCGACUGUGGGGAGCGGAUAAACUUGGACGAAGGAGACGCAGCAUCUGUGUAGAGAAUUACAAGGGUUUGGGCUGGGAUAAGCAUGUGUGGGUUCUAAAAGAUUCAUGUCUUAAUAAAAGGGUGGGUAAGGCUAAAUGUUAAAUUAAAGGUACUGAAAGUCCAUCAGGAAGACCUUCCUUCUCUUUUGCAUCAGAGUUUGGCACAACAGCAUCACUGAAGUAAUUAUGGAGGGACUUGGUGAUCCACAACUCUCUGGAUUGGUUCACUCUUUUGCCUGAAGAUCUCACCUACAAAAAACUGAGUGGAAAGGAGGACAUACUGGAUGCUUACAGUCUGGUGUACUCAGAAAUGUAAUGGUUCUGUCUGUAGUCCAGGACCAUUAUUGCUGUGUUACUGUGUAUGAAGUGAACUCAGUCACCCUUGCAGAUUUUUUUGUCUGUUUUUGAAUAAAUAAAUAAACACCUAAGGUUGCAGGAUGACAUUUUUCAGGUAGAUGUGUAUAACUGAUGGCUUCUUAGUGUAAUCAUGCAGAAUAGCCGGUCCAAGGUAUAAGCAACUUAAGCCACUGCCCGGGGGGCCCUCGAGAAGGGUUGUGUAUAUGUCUAUCUUAUAAUUUCAGAGUUAGAAAUAAAUUAAGGAUGAACUUUUAAAUUUGCCCUUAAAAAAUCAGAAUAUCAAUUUUAAAUAAAAGAUUAAAAAGUUCCAAACAAAUUUUGGUAGGUAAAACUAGUUAUAGUUUAAAAUGUUUAACAGACGUACAAUCAAACAGGGACAGUUUAAAAGAGAUAUUGGGAUUUAGGUUGAUGGGUGUGAUCUCAAGAAGAAGUGGGCCCUCCAAGUGAUUCUGCUUAGGGCCCCAUAUAGUCUAGGGUCGGCUCUGCCUGCAGAAACUAAUGUCGAAGCUGCAUUGACUAUUGAACUGAAUUAGAAAAUCAUGGUUUGAUUAUUUGUAGCAGUGUUUGUUGAGAUGAAAUGUUAUUAACCAAGACACUUUGCAACAUUUACUCUUCUUUUUUUUUAUAACCAGCUGUUGCUGUAUUAAUACAGAUAAGAUGGACUUUGCUCUUUGUUGUGCUCGUAUUGACUUUGUUUUGCAGUUAGUGGACCACAGUGUGUUGUUAAAUUUGUGCGAACUACAGUGACUGUUGUUAAUUACUCUAAAUAAAAAGAAUGUGCCCUGUC
This is a messenger RNA of Girardinichthys multiradiatus, 1570 nucleotides long. It is a transcript of the gene timm10, whose product is annotated as translocase of inner mitochondrial membrane 10 homolog (yeast). The coding region runs from base 142 to 408 and encodes 88 amino acids. Gene Ontology annotation, cellular component: mitochondrial inner membrane. The record is from RefSeq and is a predicted model, not a curated record. Lineage: Eukaryota; Metazoa; Chordata; Actinopteri; Cyprinodontiformes; Goodeidae. Gene Ontology annotation, biological process: protein insertion into mitochondrial inner membrane. The transcript is spliced from 2 exons.